Molecule: messenger RNA, 4999 nt
Organism: Eptesicus fuscus (big brown bat)
Lineage: Eukaryota; Metazoa; Chordata; Mammalia; Chiroptera; Vespertilionidae
Gene: SACK1H
Product: family with sequence similarity 83 member H
Exons: 5
Coding region: 102-3608 (1168 amino acids)
Biological process (GO): protein localization to cytoskeleton; intermediate filament cytoskeleton organization; positive regulation of cell migration
Cellular component (GO): keratin filament
Molecular function (GO): keratin filament binding
Source: RefSeq, a predicted model, not a curated record
GGCUGCCGGACCGACCGGACCGCGAGGCCGCUGGGCGGCGGUCGGCUCCUGCUGUCCUCGUCCCGGGACCCCGCGCACCUGGCCAGGCCCCCGGCCUCAACAUGGCCCGUCGUUCCCAGAGUUCCUCGCAGGGCGACAACCCCCUGGCACCGGGGUACCUGCCACCUCACUACAAAGAGUACUACCGCCUGGCCGUGGACGCGCUGGCGGAGGGCGGGCCCGAGGCCUACAGCCGCUUCCUGGCAUCCGAGGGGGCACCCGCCUUCCUGUGUCCCGAGGAGCUGGACCACGUGAGCCGCCACCUGCGGCCCCCGCAGUAUGUUUCCCCGGAGCCCCCCGAAGGCAGCCCUCCCAACGUGGACAUGGACGGCUCCUCGGGCACCUACUGGCCCGUGAACUCAGACCAGGCGGUGCCUGAGCUGGACCUGGGCUGGCCGCUGACCUUCGGCUUCCAGGGCACGGAGGUCACGACGCUGGUGCAGCCACCGCCCCCCGACAGCCCCAGCAUCAAGGACGAGGCUCGGAGGAUGAUCCGCUCUGCCCAGCAGGUGGUGGCCGUGGUGAUGGACAUGUUCACCGACGUGGACCUCCUGAGCGAAGUGCUGGAGGCUGCCGCGCGCCGUGUCCCCGUCUACAUCCUCCUGGAUGAGAUGAACGCGCAGCACUUCCUGGACACGGCGGAAAAGUGCCGCGUCAACCUGCACCACGUGGACUUCCUGCGGGUGCGCACCGUGGCAGGCCCCACCUACUACUGCCGCACGGGCAAGUCCUUCAAGGGCCACGUGAAGGAGAAGUUCCUCUUGGUGGACUGCGCCGUGGUGAUGAGUGGGAGCUACAGCUUCAUGUGGUCCUUCGAGAAGAUCCACCGCAGCCUGGCGCAUGUGUUCCAGGGCGAGCUGGUCUCCAGUUUCGAUGAGGAGUUCCGCAUCCUCUUCGCACAGUCUGAGCCUCUGGUGCCCUCGGCCGGGGCGUUGGCCCGCAUGGACGCUUAUGCCCUGGCUCCAUACUCCGGGGCCGGGCCCCUGAUGGCCAGCCAGAUGACCGGGGCGCCAACUCCUUUCUCCUUCCCCAAACGAGCGCACCUCCUCUUCCCACCGGCCCGGGAAGAGGGCCUCGGCUUCCCCUCCUUCCUGGACCCUGACCGCCACUUCCUGUCGGCCUUCCGCCGGGAGGAGCCACAGCGGAUGCCCGGGGGCGCCCUGGAGCCGCACAUGGGGCUGCGGCUGCCGUCACGAAGGUGGGACACGGAGGCCGGACCCGGUGCCGAGCUCGCCGGCCCGCGGGGCUUCUUCCAGGCCCGACACCUGGAGAUGGACUCCUUCAAGCGGCACAGCUACGCGGCCGCCGAUGGCGCGGGCGCCGUGGAGAACUUCGCGGCUGCGCGGCAGGUGUCCCGACAGACGUUCCUCACCCAAGGGGACGACUUCCGCUUCCAGACCAGCCACUUCCACCGCGACCAGCUCUACCAGCAGCAGCAUUACCAGUGGGACCCGCAGUUUGCUCCCGGGCGCCCACAGGGCCUGUUCGAGAAGCUGCGCGCGGGCCGCCCCGGCUUCGCGGACCCCGAGGACUUCGCCCUGGGCGCUGGGCCUCGUUUCCCGGAGCUGGGCCUGGACACCCACCAGCGGCUGGACUAUGUGCCGUCCAGUGAGUCGCGCGAGGUCCGCCAUGGCUCAGACCCGGCCUUUGGUCCCCGGGGCCUGGAACCCAGUGGGGCCCCGCGCCCCAACCUGGGCCUACGUUUCCCCUGCCAGGCAGCGGCGAGGCUGGGCCCGGAGGCGGGGCUGCAGGCAGAGGCUGAGCGCAGGGCUGGGCCGGAGGGGCGGGCGGGGCUGAGGCACUGGCGCCUGGCCUCCUACCUGAGCGGCUGCCACGGGGAGGACGCGGGUGAGGAGGGCCUGCCGGCGCCCAUGGAGUCCGAGGCCUAUGAUGACGAAGUGCUGGUUUCCGGGGGCCGGGCGACCGCUGGGGACCUGCUGCCCUCGUCUUUCCGCGCGCCCUCGUCGUUCCCGGCCAAGGGCUCCGGCAGCGGGGGCGGCGAGGGCCCGGAGCGCGAGGGCACAGAGGAGCCGGGCCUGGCCAAGCAGGACUCUUUCCGCUCGCGCCUGAACCCGCUGAUCCAGCGCAGCUCUCGGCUUCGCUCCUCGCUCAUCUUCGCGACACAGGCGGAGGGCGCAGGCGGGGCCGCCACCGAAAAGGUGCAGCUGCUGCACAAGGAGCAGGCGGUGCACGAGGCGGUAGGCCCCGGGGGCGAGGCCGUCCGCUCGGCCGCCUCCACCAAGGUGGCCGAGCUCCUGGAGAAGUACAAGGGCCCCGCGCGCGACGCCGGCGGCGCCCCGGCCACCGCAGUCACCGCCUCCAGCCACAGCAAGGCCGUCACGUCCCAGGCGUGGCGGGAGGAGGCGGCAGCGGCGGGGAACGCGGGGGCCGAGCGGCGCAGCCUCGAGAGCUGCCUGCUCGACCUCCGCGACUCCUUCACGCAGCGGCUGCACCAGGAGGCCGAGCGGCAGCCGGGGGCCGCCACGCUCACGGCCGCCCAGUUGCUCGACACGCUGGGCCGGAGCGGCCCUGGCCCCGACAGGCUGCCCUCCCGCUUCCUCCUGACCCAGGGCCUCUCCUCUUCCCUGCAAGGGCAGGACAGCCCCCCGGCGGACGCACCCCACUCGGAGCCAAAAGGGAACCCCACCUCAGCCUACCCCGAGCGGAAGGGGAGUCCCACUCCUGGGUUUCCCACGCGCAGAGGCAGCCCGACCUCAGGGUUCCCUGAGCGCCAGGGGAGCCCCACCUCCGCCUACCCUGAGCGCAGGGGCAGCCCAGUGCCCCCCGUGCCCGAGCGCAGGGGCAGCCCGGUGCCCCCCGUGCCCGAGCGCAGGGGCAGCCUCACCCUGACCUUCUCGGGAGAGGCUCAGAAGGCCGGGCCCGCGGAGGAGACGCCCACCGGCCCCAUGGAGGUGCUGCGCAAGGGCUCCUUGCGCCUCCGGCAGCUGCUGAGUCCCAAGAGCGAGCGGCGCGCAGAGGAUGAGGGCGGCUUCCCGGCGCCGGCGCCGCAGGAGAACGGGCAGCCCGAGAGCCCCCGGCGGCCCUCGCUGAGCCGGGGAGACAGCACGGAGGCUGCCGCUGGGGAGGAGCGGGGUCCGCGGGCGCGCAUGGCCUCGGCCACGGCCAACGCCUUGUACAGCAGCAACCUGCGGGACGACACCAAAGCCAUCCUGGAGCAGAUCAGCGCCCACGGCCAGAAGCACCGCGGGGCCCCCACUCCCUCUCCGGCCCACAGCAGCCCGGAGCUGGGCCGCCCGCCGGCUGCCAGUGGCCUGGCUCCUGACAUGUCCGACAAGGACAAGUGUUCAGCCAUCUUCCGCUCAGACAGCCUGGGGGCCCAGGGCCGGCUGAGCCGCACGCUGCCCGCCAGCGCCGAGGAGCGCGACCGGCUGCUGCGCCGCAUGGAGAGCAUGCGCAAGGAGAAGCGCGUGUACAGCCGCUUCGAGGUCUUCUGCAAGAAGGAGGAGGCCGGCGGCGCAGGCGAGGGCCCGGCAGAGGAGGACGCCCGGGACAGCAAGGUGGGCAAGUUCAUGCCCAAGAUCCUGAGUACGUUCAAGAGCAAAAAGUGAGUGUCCCGGCCAGCAGCCUGGCCGGGGUCUCCGCAUCCCUGCUGCCUGCCAGCAGGGCACUUGGUCCUCGGGCGCAGAAGCUAGGAACCCGGAUGAGCACAGCCAGAGCUCAGCCCCCCUGGGCUCACCCCGUGCCUGCCCUGGCCUCUCCAUUUUGGGGCUGCAGCCGCUCGCUGCCCCUGCCUUAUUCCCCUGCCUCCCUCCUCAGCACCUCCGUCCCCAGGCCCCGCCCCUCCCUUAGGCAUCUGCCUCCCCCAUCUCUUUGGGCUUCAGGUCCUCUUCAUGCACCUCAGGGACCCAUCCCUUUGUGCCUUAGUCCCCGCUUCUCUGGGGACCUCGCAUCUCAGGGCUUCUAUGUCUCAGGGUUCCCCUCUGCCUACCCUCCUGGCUACGCCGCAUCUUCACUCUGCUGCCUCUGCCGUCUGCUGGCGAGCCUACCACCGCCUCAGGACCUCCCAUCUCCUCCCUCUGUGGUCGCUGGAGGCUCGCUUCCCGCCCUGCCCUCUGCCCACUUGCUUGGCGGCCCAUCCUCUCACUGCAGGGAGGCAGGGCAGGGGGAGGGGGGAGCAGAGGGAUCCUGGAAGGGCUGCCCUGCCCCCAGACCUGAGCACACCUGGCCCCCCCUCCAGCAAGGUCCUCAGCCAGGAUGACAGCACCAAGCCUCACUGAUGGAUGGUGUGGGGCCCCAGCCAGUCAGCCAGAAAGAGGCUGGGUGUGGAGUGCCCGUACCUGUGCAGGUGAGGGCAGAGGACGGCCUCCUGGCACCGGAGCCCCAGCCCAUUGGUGUCCCAGCGGUCCGGGCCCGGGCCUGGUCCUGCAGGCGCCAGCUCCACCCCGCCCUGCAUCCUCUCCUCUCGGUCACUUUCCGGUGUCCUCGCCGGCGGUGACGUUGGGUUUGAAAUGACACCUUUCGGCACCGAGUGCUUAGGAAGUCUCCCGUCACAGGCGCUACGCUUGUGAAACGAGUGUUCCCGCCGUUUCUUCUCGAAUAGCUUUUGGUUUUUUUACGUGUAAGAAACCCAACCGCCCAGAAUGGGAAAGGGUUUAAGAAACGGCACUGAGCGAAGCCUGCAGUUCAGACUCGGGGUGCACGUUCACACCCCGACAACUCAUGGUCUGGUGACCAAAGCAACUGCCCCGGGAGGGGUGACAGCAAGGACUUGUCCUCGGGUGGCAAAGGUCACGUGGAGCUGGAUGAGCUGGCGUUUGCUGACAAAUGUUUCGUGUGGCCUGGUGCUUAGGGAGGGCCCAUGGGGGACCCUUCUGGCCAGCAGAGGCCAGUGGCUGGGGCCCUCGGAGCCUCCUGUCUGCACCCCCAUGUCUUGCUGAGUGACACAGCUCCUCAACUGUGAUUCUUAAUAUUUUGCUGAUAAUAAAACACCAGCACAGAA